Messenger RNA from Cetraspora pellucida, 123 nucleotides. The record is from the annotation of a GenBank genome assembly. Lineage: Eukaryota; Fungi; Glomeromycota; Glomeromycetes; Diversisporales; Gigasporaceae.
AUAUAUGGACAUCAUUAUUCACACCUUUCUGUUAACCAAAUUACAUUAAGUCUUCUGAUUGAAGAUAAAGCGAUGUCUUCCGAUGUAACAAUUGCAGACAUUGUCGACUUUGUUAGAGUGUAG